Plenodomus lingam JN3 is the source of this 228-nucleotide messenger RNA. The record is from RefSeq and is a predicted model, not a curated record. NCBI's taxonomy places the organism in Eukaryota, Fungi, Ascomycota, Dothideomycetes, Pleosporales, Leptosphaeriaceae.
AUGCUCAGACUGAGUCCAUGCCCAAACCACGCCAUACUAUGCCAGUCCCAGCCACCCACACCACGCCAAGCCCCCACCCCAUAUCCAACGCUACCUACCCUCUCACCUCCCCCCUCCGCCCAUGAAUAUCUCAGAACAAAAGACACAAACACAACCGGAAGAAAAGGACAGUCCGUCGUACAAGCCGACACGUGCUACAAGAUACGUGUUUCGCUCAAGUUCAAGUGA